GCGAGUCAGUGACUUGUCUGCCGCCGAACUGAGCGGUCGUGUCGCGCGUGCAGCCGCGUUUCCGAACGCAGCUCGAACUGUUUUCGAAUUUGGAAUUGUGUGUGUUCUACAACUUGGAUAUUCGGAUUUUUCAGUGACAGCAGUGAACGCUCGUGGUCGAGGAUAGUUAUUUUUUUGGAUUGUUUUUGAGGAUUUCGAGUGCAUGUGCAUGGACGGAUCAGUGACCCUUUGGAUUGCGUUUUGGACCCGAUCAAUGUGUUUAGUGAACAGACGGACAAAGAUAGAAGUCAUCCACCAUAUGUGUUCAAACGUAACCUUGCCUUCCAAUAUUGUAAUAUAGCACUAGUGUACUAUUAUUUUUUGGUAUGCCGCGAUUUCGCGAAAGAUCGCGGUGAGCCCAGUUGACAUACAACGGGUUGGUUUGCGCGGCGGCGAGAGCGGGGGCCCUCGUCGCUGACUCUAUGCUGGGUCGGCGCAGGUUCGACAUACAUCGGGACGUGGCCAGGUCGCUACUGAAAAGGUGCGGGGUCCGGGGCGUGAGGUAACCUGGCUGAAGGAACAGCAGACAGACAACCCUGACAAUUAGCAAACCCACGGCAUCCACCAAAAUGUGUUCUUACCAACGAAGUACAUAAACAAAUCUACAACGAACAAUGUUCUUCGCUCCGUCCAAAACGCUGCCAAAAUAUUCAAUCGAAUUUAUUAGUGUUAUUGUAACUAUAGAUACGUUUUCGAACUGUUUUUAGUAAGUUUAAGUGUUUGUGUUGUGAAGUCGACAGCGCCACCUGGCGUGCAGUAGCGGCGGCACCGUGGCGGUGGCCCAGGCUGCGCCUGCGCUGGCGAUGCCCUUUAUUGAAGACGAAUGGUGGACCGCGGAGAAUGAGGGCAGGAUGGUCGACCUCUCCAAUUGCCUGCAGGUGAGCUUGUAUAAUGACGCGGUGGCGGCGGCGAACGGCUCGGCGGCCGCGCAGCUGCAGCAGAUGGCCACGUCCGUAGCGACAUCUCUCGGGGAACUGUCGCAGGCGGAACUGUCCACCAUCGUGGGCGGCCUUAACCUGGAGAACGACAGCUCAGAGGCGGCAGACCCGGAUGACAUAUUGAAGCAACUGGGAGAGACCGCCUUCGAUAAUUUCGACACGUUUUUUACCGACCUCACAAAUUCUACCGCGUCGUCUGUGCCUCCUAUUGAAAUUAAGCAAGAGGAGAACAACAACAUAUCCUCACCUUCAAGCAGCCAGCUGCAGGGCUCGUACUACCAGCCCAGCGGCCCGCUGCUGCAGAACCACGGCCAGCAGCGCCUGCAGCAACUGCUGAGACAAGGCAACGCCAUCAACAACGCCGCCCAUCUCAACAACUCACGAUACAACAUCGCCUCACAAAACCCAUUGCUCGCGGAGAAACUGGCAGCGACAUCUAGUAACAUAAAGCAAGAACCGCUGAGCACGGAUUAUAAUGGAACGAGUAUGAACUAUGGCAGCGCCUCGCCCAUGCAGCGGGUGCCGUCGGGGAAGCCGCAGGUGCAUGACGCCGGUGGAGGUAAAGUGGACGGCGAGCCGGCGGGCAUGCCGCUGGGCGCGCGGGGGUCGCUGGGCCGCGCGCUGCUGCACGGGCUGCUGGCCCCCGCCCCCGCCGCGCGGCACCACCUCUAUAACACCGCACCUAAUACUGGUUCCCUCCCCCCGUCGCCCGCCGACAGUGGCGUGUCGGACGUGGAGUCGUCAUCAUCAGGGGCGGGAUCCGCCGAGGAGCUCAAGGCGAGGCUGCAGCCGCCGCCCCCCGCGCCCUUCCACACCCCCUUCCUGCCCUUCUACCAGCACCACCAGCUGGCCACCUCGCUGCAGCACCACGCCGGCCACGCGCGCCCACCCGUGAGCGCGGCGGAGCGCGAGGGCUACGGCUACGGCUACGGCGGCGGCGGCGGGCACCACUUCACCGCGCCCGCGCCGCCGCUGCCGCACGACGAGCUGCCCUACUCCGUGUUCGACUUCGGCGACUACCAGCGCCACCACCACCACAACAAGCUCAAGCCCAAGAAGCGCGCCCGCAGCGACGCGCCGCCCGCGCCCGGCGUCAAGCGCAAGUCGCGCGAGGGCUCCACCACCUACCUGUGGGAGUUCCUGCUGAAGCUGCUGCAGGACCGCGAGUACUGCCCGCGCUACAUCAAGUGGACCAACCGCGAGAAGGGCGUGUUCAAGCUGGUGGACUCCAAGGCGGUGUCGCGGCUGUGGGGGCUGCACAAGAACAAGCCGGACAUGAACUACGAGACCAUGGGCCGCGCGCUGCGCUACUACUACCAGCGCGGCAUCCUCGCCAAGGUGGACGGCCAGCGCCUCGUGUACCAGUUCGUGGACGUGCCCAAGGACAUCGUGGAGAUCGACUGCUCGCUGGCGUAGGCCGCCGGUCGCCGGGUCGCCGGGCCAGAGGGCGUCGGGAGUGAACUGUUUAUGUGACUUUAAAGUGACGGCGUUCAUUUGUUCGUUUUAGAUAAAUUUCUUUAUUUUUCAAACGUCAUGCUCUAUCUAUUCCUACAUGUUUCCGGCUUCGACACAGGAUGACGGUUUACCGAAAGUUUUAUCUAUCACGGAAUUUAUUAAUGUUAUCGUAACUAAGGAGGCGAAAAUGAUUGCUCAAAUGUUUAUAUACUUUAGGGGAAUUUCAGAGGAGUAACACUAAAUUUGCUAGAUGUUAUUAUAAUAUUGGGAUGAAAGUGAUUUUUGUAUCCAUGUUGAAAACGAAUUUUUAAUGUUUGUAAAGUUUCUACUUAUAUCGUGUGUUAGUUGUUGUGACUUGGAACGACUGUGCAUCAUACCACUACCUCAUUCUACGCAAAAAUAUAUACCUGGUUCAAGCAACUCAAAUAUUUGAACGAACCGAUUAUUAAAUAUGCAAUACUAUAUAUAAAUAUAUAUAGCAUAAAAAUAAGAGUUUAUAUUAUAAAAAAGAAAUAUUUACGUAAUAAAAAGGAGUUUUAUAUAAUACAAAUAUAUUGCAUACAAAAGGAUCUAUAGUAUUACUUUUUAAAUAUCUACUUUGGUGCUUUUGUGCGGCCAUCUGCGUAUUUACACUUUGUUACGAAACUGACAACCCUCACCUCUGUUAUAUUUUAUAUUUAAUCUAAAUAAUUAUAUAUUGAAAUUCUGCAAAUAUGUAUGUACGUCGUUGAUACUUUUAGUCUGAAAUUUAUAGUCUGUGCGACAAAAUUUAUGUUGUCUUAUCCAAUGUGUAUAUCGGUGAAAUUAUGAAGACGUUCGUUUCAGCACGGCCUGUACAUUUCAGCGCGAGUCUAUAAAACCUUUUCUUUCAUUUCGAAACCGAAUUUUCCAUGAUGAUAUUAAUUUAGGUCGUAUUAUACGUUGUGGAGUCACUGUUGAACCUACACUGGUACUGAAACCUACUGCCAAUUUUCUUUUAGGAAACUGAUUAAAACUGUAUAUUUUAAGUGAAUAUUUGUGUUGAAUAGAUGUCUAACGAAUAAGUGAUGAUCGUGUUGUAGUGAACAAUCUCUAGUUCAUUUCGUUAAUUUAAUUGUAUAUUAUUAAGUCUGUUAGAGGGGCUGCGGCGCUCCGGACAUAUCACCACAGAGUAUUUACACAGAGCAGCAUAUCACCCACCCACAGAGUGACCAUCGCGCUGCACCCCCUAUUUUUUGUUACCUGAAUAAAAUAUUAAUAAUAAAUAAUUAAAAUAUUUGUGGUCCAAUGUUAUGAAUCAUAAUACUUUUUAACUAGAUAGCGUAACAAAAGUUUGUUUUAAGAUUUAGUAUAGUACACAUUGUCUGUCUUUAUUGAUCCAAUGCAAGUACCGUGAGCGUUUGUAUGUGAGGUUCCACGUACAGAGGACACGCGGCCUCAGACCCCGAUGUCUGCAGAGAGCUAGCUCAAAACUAAACAAAAUAUACCUAAUAGAUACAUUAGAACACAAUUGAUAAUAUUUUUUUACAUUCAAACGAAUAGAUUGUACAUGAUAGCUAGGUCGUAAGGCUUUCGAGGCGAUAGGUGUCGGAUAGCGGAGAAACAGGAAUCGAGUGAGGAAACAAGGUGCUAGACUUGGGACCGAGGGGGGAGGGGGGGGGGCAGGUACUGCAGACAAAGAUACUUCAACGUAUUCUACCGAUCCAUGUCCAUGUCACACUUUGAUAGGCAAUAUUAGACUUUACGCGAAGAUCUCAGUGUCAAAUGGAACAAAACCCAGUGUCUCUGUCAAGUGAUCAAAUCAAUAUUGAAAAAAAGUGGAGUUUUUAUCGUAUUUAUGUAUAGUUAGGACGAUUUUUCAUGAGAACUCUUUCUUUUUAGCACUUUCUGCUUUUUGUAAAUAUUAGUGUAAGGUCUAACUUAUUUAUUCCUCUUUCAUGAAAAUCUUUAGCCGCCGCCGCGGGGACCGAAAGCUUCGUUUGACUUCAAUUAAAUAAAUUCUUCUUCAGCAAUUAAACAUUAGGUACAUCAUUUUAUAUUUCUUCAAAUGUUACAAGAGAGUUACACUGUUACUUUUUUUCACAAUUCUGUUUCGGAUCCUGCGACUGCGGCCCUUAAUAAUUUAAUUUUUAGAUAAAGAUCGUUAGUUUACAAAAUUUUAUUGUAAAAUAAUAUAAAAGAUACAGUGUAAGUAGUUAUGAAUGGACCAGGCGAUGCGACAUGUGAAUGCUCUCAGAAUUUACUAAUUCGGCUAGUUUAAGUUUAGUUCUUGAUAAAUAAAGUAAUUGAUAUGUGAGAUUGAGUUACCGGUAGGCAGAAUGUUUGAGCAAGCAUUAAAAAUAAUGCUCGAAAAAAUUAAAAAUAAUUUUAGUCGAAUUGAUGUUGUUAAACAAUUCAAAGUUUCUAAUUGAUAUGUACUUAAAUCAAUGUAAAUUAUUGGCACCGCGAGGAAAAUUAAGUUUAAAGGAUGUUAAUUUAAAUUGAGCCUAGUCUUAGUAACUUAAAUUUGUUUAAAAAUGUAUCGUGCGACAUUGUCGGUGAGCCCGGACAAGCGGCUGCUCUUUGCACUUUCCAAAUUUUGUAAAAUAAUUACGUGUAAUUAAAUAAUCUAUUGUAUUUCGAACGCACACCCUCUCGACCCAGGAAUGUUGUAUUGUAAAAUUAUCUUUGGUGUCGCUAGAUAAGUAUAAAAAAUAUUAAAUAAUCGUUUUGAGAGGAAGUAUAUUGAGAAGGUUAGUGAAUUGGCGCGGAGCGGGGCGAGGCUGCUAAGCAGCACAUUUUUCAUUAACUAUUCAAUGUUUGUGUAUUCUUCGCUCGUCAAAUUACAUGUAUGUCCACUGCAUAGUCAUUAAAAAAUACGAAUAAAAUUGUAUGUGACGUGAAUAUUUUAUUCAUUGCAAUUAAAUUUGGUUCAUUGUUAGCGAUGCUAGAGGGCAGCACUACCAUUUAAUUUUAAAAUUUGCCUAUUUAAUUCGCCUAUUCUGAGAGUUUGUUUGAUAGUGAUUUUUGCGUUAUGCUUGCUUUUAAUUUUAUGAAGAUAAACCGGAUAUUUUAUUUUAAUUUUUAAUUUUAGUUGUUAAUAUUACAAAAUACUAGUGUAUUUUCUGCCCGUAGUCGAGUUAUUUUUAUGUAUAGUUAGUUAUAAGUGUACAUGAGUUAGCACAUAAUUACGAUGCAUGAUGAUAAUGUUAAUAAAAUAUCCACUUUAAAAUACAA
Messenger RNA from Plutella xylostella (diamondback moth), 5627 nucleotides. It is a transcript of the gene Eip74EF, whose product is annotated as Ecdysone-induced protein E74. The record is from RefSeq and is a predicted model, not a curated record. Gene Ontology annotation, biological process: cell differentiation; regulation of transcription by RNA polymerase II. NCBI's taxonomy places the organism in Eukaryota, Metazoa, Arthropoda, Insecta, Lepidoptera, Plutellidae. Gene Ontology annotation, molecular function: DNA-binding transcription factor activity, RNA polymerase II-specific; sequence-specific DNA binding. Gene Ontology annotation, cellular component: nucleus.